Messenger RNA from Danaus chrysippus (African queen), 516 nucleotides. The record is from the annotation of a GenBank genome assembly. Lineage: Eukaryota; Metazoa; Arthropoda; Insecta; Lepidoptera; Nymphalidae.
AUGACGUCAGCUGGCCGUCUGGAACACCUGGAGCGCUCUUACCUUCCACCUCAAAAUGAUGCUCACAGCGGAAAUAAUUUUGGUUCUGGAAAUAACCACUUCAGUGGUAUUGGACCCAACUCUAACGGAUUUAGUUCUAAUGGUAAAAAUUCAUUUGGGGUUCCCUCAAAUGACCACAUAGGCUCCUAUGGAUCCAACAGAUUUGGAUUGGCAUCACCAAGCUCAAGUUCAAGUGGAUUAAACAGAAAUACCUUCGAAGGUGCAACAUCCAAUCAAUAUCUGCCACCUCAUCAUGGCCUUUCUGAAGUUUCAAGCUUGGAUGGACCACAGUUUCAAUACAGCCAAUCUAUGGGAUCUAACGGAUUCAGACCUAAUUCUGGAUCUCAGAAUUCUCACAUUUUUAACUCCCAACCUCAAUUUGGGGCUGCCAGUCGACAGUACUUAGCCCCCAAGUACACAGCAUCACAACAAUCUCCACAGCAGCCGUUCGAUGAGAACAGCGGGUACAUUUAUUAA